UGUGGACUUAUAGUAAAUCUGAUCCUCAGCCACCCUCAUCUGUCUCUGUUCUUAGGUUGAGGUAAAUGUUGGAAAUGGAAUAUGCAGAAUGCAACAGAACCCAUCACAGCGCCAUCGUGUGGCUACAGGGGGUAAAGAGAACCCGCUGAAAGUUUGGGAUCUGGAGAGACCAGAUAAGCCAAUAUUCACAGCCAAAAAUGUAGCCCAUGACUGGUUGGAUAUGCGAGUGCCCGUGUGGGUGAGAGACAUUGGCUUCAUCCCAGAUUCAGAUAAAAUAGUCACAUGCACCGGACACCAACAGGUGCGCGUGUAUGACCCCUCGACGCCUCAGAGAAGGCCGGUGUUGGAGGCUCGGUUUGGAGAGUACCCGCUCACUGCGCUCUCUCUUCCUGCCAGCCGGGGCACAGUGGUCGUGGGCAACACUCACGGGGAGCUCGCCAUCCUUGACCUCCGGAAAGGGCUUGUGUGUGGGUGUCUUAAGGGUCUGGCGGGGGCAGUGCGGGGGUUGCAGUGUCAUCCUUCCCUCCCAUUGGUGGCCUCUUGUGGUUUAGAUCGUUUUCUGAGAGUACACAGCCUGGAGGACCGUUCUUUACAGCACAAGGUAUAUCUGAAGUCACGACUCAAUUGUGUGCUGCUGUCUAGCAGAGAACUGGAGUCAUCAAGUGCUGAUGAUAGUGGAGAUGUAGAGGAGGUGAAAGCAGAGGAGGAUGAGGUUUGGGAUACCAUGGAAACAGUGACGGAGAAGACAAAAAAGAGGGCUGCCCAGAAAGACGAAGCAACUGUUACUGGAGUAGAUGGGAAAAAGAAAAGGAAACUAGUGAAAAAGUGAUGUAAAGUAAUUUCUAAUGGACAUUUUUAUCAUUUUAUAUACAGUUUAUGCCUUGAGUAAAACUGUAUCAACAGUGGCCAAGAAUAAACUUAAACCUGAGAGGCUGUUUAAUAUGGAUAUAUAAUAAUAGGUGCAGGUCAUUUUUUUGGUCCAUUAAGUGAAUUUGAACAUUAAAUAAUCUGAAAUGUGAUUCUAAAAUUGCAUUUGAAAUGUCAAAACUCUGCUUAACUGG
This is a messenger RNA of Sinocyclocheilus grahami, 1061 nucleotides long. RefSeq names its product WD repeat-containing protein 74-like. Gene Ontology annotation, molecular function: protein binding. Gene Ontology annotation, biological process: ribosomal large subunit biogenesis. The record is from RefSeq and is a predicted model, not a curated record. Bases 89 to 829 code for a protein of 246 amino acids. Gene Ontology annotation, cellular component: nucleolus; preribosome, large subunit precursor. Lineage: Eukaryota; Metazoa; Chordata; Actinopteri; Cypriniformes; Cyprinidae. The transcript is spliced from 6 exons.